AUGAUUGCGACAUGGUGUCAUAUGAUCAAUCCAAUUAUAGACGGAAACCACACGUAUAUCGGGAAAGGAUCGAGUAUGUCCUAUAUCGAACGUGUGGAAAGAGUGAACUAUUUAUGGACACAAGCAUAAAUAACCGUUAAUUCGGAAAUCACAGGAGGCCUGCUAAAAAUUGUUUGCGCAUAAAAAUGGAAUGGCUAAAACCCAAUUUCGAUCAUUGAAAUAAAUAUAAUUCCAUGGAACGCACCGUCAGAUAAACUGCCUGUAUUUUUUUUGUAGCCAAGACCCGCGUGUUUAUAUCAUGAUUAACAGAUUGACUCCUCUUCGCGUGUUUGAAAAGUCUGGGACUGGCCUUUAAGUUUGGCUUCAACCUUUACAGGCGCUAGCAUUCCAGUUAAAUUUUAUUUCAAUGGUUUGAAUUAGUAUUAAGUUCUACCUGCGACUUUUUUGCAAUAAUCGCCUUUCACGGAUGAUUUAUCACACAGAUACUGAUUUUAUGAUUGGGUGAUGUCAUACAUGAUUGAUAUCUUACAUACUCUUUACAACGAGUUAAGUAAGAAUGUUUCAAGUUUCAGAGAUCGCGGAUUGGAUUAAAUUGUGUAAUAUUUUGAUAGUUUAUAAAAUACUUUAUAAAUAAAAUUAUUACAUAUUCUGAAGAACUUGCAUUUGAGCGAACAUUUUCGAACUGUGCAAUUAUUUUUUAUACACCCUGUGUAAAUAUUAAUUUACGAAAUAAAUACUAUUUAGAACUGAUAUAAAAUCCACAAUAAUGAAGUAUUUUCUUCUUUACAGAACGAGUAAUUGAAAUAGGAAGCCAAGACAGAGGACUUGGCCCAGAAAUACAACAGGUAGAACGCCAUAAGGAAGAGACUAUUGAUGUGACCAGCAAAAUGCAACCCGUCAUGCUAGAUGAGAAUAUUGAUCUGACCGAAAUUGAACUUUUUCAAGAUAUGCAUAUUACUGACCUGACUUCCGAAAACCAAUACCUUCAAGAAGGUAAUGCUCGUGUGACUACCGACAUGAAGCAAGAAGAGGAUAUUAAUCUUCAUGCCGAAAUAGAACGGCUUAAGGAAGAAAAUUCUAAUCUAAUUGCCGAAAUGCAACGCCAUAUAGCUGAAAACGAUGACAUUAAGAAAGAGAACAGCAACUUGGAAACAAUCAAUAAGCUCCUACAAGAAGAUAACACUACUUUUCAACAAAUGAACCUACCGCCGAUGUUAGGUUUGCAACUUCGUGGACUACAGUUCCUUGAGAUGAAACGACUAGAGCAAGAAAAAAGUAACUUGGUGAAGCAAGUUCAGGAACUUAGAGAAGAGAAGAUCGAAAAAAGUAACGAAACUCGACAGCUUACAGACGACAACAGCAACACGAAAAAUGAGAUUUGGAAAGUGCGACAAGAAAAUCACCAACUUCAACAACAGAAAAGUGAGUUCGACAACAAAAAUCAGAAGCUCCAAAAAGAGAAAAGUCAGUUGGACGACGAGAACCAACAGCUCCGACAAGAGAAAGAUCAGACGGACAACGAAAAUCAGCAGCUCCGACAAGAAAAAGAUCAGUUAGUUAACGAAAAUAAGCAGCUCAGACAAGGGAAAAAUCAGUUGGACAACGAAAAUCUGCAGCUCCGACAAGAUAAAAGUCAGUUGGACAACGACAAUCAGCAGCUCCGACAAGAUAAAAGUCAGUUAGAAAACGACAUUCAGCAGCUCCGACAAGAUAAAAGUCAGUUGGACAACGAAAAUCAGCAGCUCCACCGAGAAACUGCUGAAAUAAGCAUUGAAUUGCGGAAGAUUCGACAAGAAAACAACAACAUGCAAAUCGAAAUUGGUCAAUACAGGGCAGACACCAUGCCUAGCAUUAUUACAGAAAGUGGUUCUGUAGUAGUUUCAAAUGAUUUGCUGGGAAAAGGUGCCUGGGGUGCUGUUUGGGCGGGAGAUUUUUUCGGAACUAAAGUGGCAGUUAAAGAAUAUUACGAAAUUAUAUUGUCUCCACAUAACUUGAAUUUACUUCAGCGUGAAAUAAAUAUCGCGUCAUAUUGUCGGCAUCCCAAUUUACUACAGUUUAUUUGUGCAACGAAAAAUCAUCAAAAUCAUCUAUUAAUUGUAACUGAACUGAUGGACAAGGCAUUGCGUGCAUUGGUUGAGCAACAUGCAAGCGAAAGAUCGCGGUUGGAGUAUCAGGAGAUUAAAUUAAUUUCCGUAGACGUGGCACGUGGCCUGAACUACCUUCAUUCAAAAAAACCCAAACCAAUUAUCCAUCGUGAUAUUAGCAGUGCCAACGUAUUGCUAUCGACUGAAAAUGGUGCAGUAAGAAGGGCGAAAAUAUCGGAUUAUGGUUCAGCUAAAUUCAUGGAAAAAUGCAAUACAGCAAAUCCAGGAUCAGCAAUUUACGCCGCACCUGAAGCUAAUCAAGCAAAACAAGAUCCUAAGGUAAAUUUAAUGGGAAAUAUUUACAUGGGUCAGUAAGGAAAUAGCACAAUUUUUACUUUCAAAUAGGAAAAAGUAAUGCAUUCUUUUGAAUUUAUCUUGUUAACACCUGAGCUGAAUGGGGAUUAGCCCAAACCGAUUUUUGUAAUGCAAAAAUUGUAGCCUAUAUUGCUAAAUGCAAUGUUUGUCCCAACUAAUUCCAUGAAAAUGGCAAUUACAAUGGAAAAAAGAUCAGUUCCUUACAUCCUUAUCAUUUCCAUUUGAGAUUCGUACAUUCCAGUUAAUCGGUGCAAAGUUGCUCA
Messenger RNA from Paramuricea clavata, 2722 nucleotides. The record is from the annotation of a GenBank genome assembly. Lineage: Eukaryota; Metazoa; Cnidaria; Anthozoa; Malacalcyonacea; Plexauridae.